AUGUGUCAUAUGAAUGCAGAUCAGAGAGGUAGCGGGAAAAAGGCCACGGGAGAAAGGGCAAGGUCCGCCGAUAAGAAGGUUAAAAGGGUUCCGAAGAUGGACUCCUCCUCGUCUGAUGAAGAGGCCGAAGAACAAAGAAAAAAAGAGGAACAGAGAAAAAAGCGCCAAGAAGAGCAGAGGAGAAAGAGCGAAAAAUGGGAGAGAAGAGAGAAAGAGCAGCUAGAAAGGGAUAAGCACCGCCUUCGGCGACGUCACUUGACUGAAGGCUGCGAUAAAGAACAGUGCCAAUCAUUGCACAUUUGCGCGAAAUACCUUGCGGAACUCUGCACCGAUGCCAAGUGCGAAGUGGGCCACGACAUCGCAACGGAGCACAACCGCCGCCUCCUUGGUCCAUUCGACUUGGAGAACGUCGACUACCGAACGCUGAAAAAGUUCCUCAAGCCGGAUUCUAUCACUCCCGAACCGUGCUUGGAAUACAACCUCUCGCAAUGCACUGAAGAUCCUUGCCCCAGGAUGGACAUGUGCGCGGAUUGCGUCUCGGGAGCCGGCGAGGCGUGCACGCUGAAUCAUGACGUCUUGGAACCGCGAUGCGAAGAAUUGCUGCGACAGGCGAAUGUUAACUUGAGUCGAUCGAGAAGGGAGUUGAAACUGCAUCUGAGGAAGAAUUGGGUCUCCAACAUUCAGAUUUCGAAACGAAAGAGAGAACGGGAAGAAGUAGAAAAUUUUCGCCCGACUCAGGUUUCUCCUGCCCCAUCAUCGGGAAAUCAGGAUUUUACAGUCAGUGAAUUGAAGCGGAAACGGACACUGGCUCAGAUGAAGCAAAAUUGCAAAAACAUUGACGGUUUUAUCUAUGAGCUCCCACGGAAGAAGGUGAUGGAAGAUAAAAAGAAUCGAUUAGCCAAAUAUGAGAUCGGUGAAAGAGGAUCCGAAGACGGGCUGAGGAAGGUGUUAAUGCUCCUCGGAGGCACAGGAACAGGAAAGAGUACAAUAAUCAAUGCGAUGGUGAAUUACGUGUACGGAGUGAAGUGGGAAGACGACUUUCGUUUCAAAGUGAUUGUGGAAGAACACGAAAGUGGAGUAAGUCAAGCUCAAAGUCAGACGCAAUGGAUCACAGUCUACACACUACACAGGCAGCCGAGCUUUGCUAUCCCUUAUACCUUGACUGUCAUCGAUACCCCUGGGUUUGGACAAACAAAUGGGAUCAUGGCCGAUGAAGAAUUGAGGGACCAGAUCCGAGAAUUCUUUUCCAAUAUUGGGAACGUUGGCGUGGAUCAACUUGAUGGAAUCGGCUUCGUCGUCCAGGCUUCUAUACCCAGACUCACGCCCACACAAAGGUACAUAUUUGAUUCCAUGAUGUCAGUGUUUGGAAGGGAUAUGGAAGGCAAUAUCUACGUACUAGCAACAUUCCCGGACAGCAAGAGUCCGCCAGUCUUACGAGCCCUCGAAGAUGGAGACAUCCCUUAUCGAACAUAUUACAAGUUCAAUUAUUUUGCUCUCUUCCAUCGUCCUGAUGACUACUACGCUGAUUUUAAUAAGAUUGACUGGGAAAUGAGCAUGCAAUUUAUGCACACAUUUUUCAAAGACUUUCAGAAGUCGAAAUCAAUCAAUCUGAUGCUGACAAACAAAGUUUUAUUGGAGCGACGACGCCUACAGACAGCUCUACAGGACAUACAGCCACAAAUCAUUGCUGUUCUGGAACGAUACGGAUCGAUGUUUGACCCAAACGAGAACAUUACAUACACCUUCAAGAUGUUGAAACAAAAACGAGUGAACCUAAGCCCUGACGAAUGUGCCAUGAACUGCCGAAGAUGCGACUUCACUUGCCAUUAUCCAUGCAUAGAAAACGAGAUGGAGACGAAUUGUCAAGCGAUGGGCAUCGGGAUAGUGGAAAGUGCAGUGCCACACUGUCUUGUUUGUCCCGACCAUUGUCCACCAGACCAGCAUGUGAAAAGCAAAUAUUACCUCGAACUGUAUGAGGAAGAGGUGAAGAGAACUACUAAGGAAUUGAGUGCGAAAUAUGAGGCAGCAGCUGGAAAGAAGUUGACUCCGAAAGGGCUGAGGAUGGAAAUCGUUAAGGCAUUCAAUAGGGAAUCGGCGAACAUGAUGGAUUCAACCAACAAAGCACGCGAAUUUUUACAGACGCUCAACCAAAUAGCAUUGAGGCCCGUUCCCUUGGGGGUCAUUGAAUAUUCGGAAUCAAUAAUUGAGACAGAAAGGAGAGAAGGCAGACAGAAUCUAACCCAGAGAAUCGCAUACAUGGAAGACAUACGGGCCAAGGCAGUACUAAUUCAAAUGAUAAAUAAUCCAGAUUUACCUAGCGUCUCCCAUUACCUUAACCUCUUCAUUGACAUCGAGAAAAGACUAGGCACAUCUGGGAAAGUCCAGAGGAUCAAAUAUCUCGAAGAAGCAAAAGCAAAAAUGAAGAAGGAGUUGUAA
This is a messenger RNA of Darwinula stevensoni, 2436 nucleotides long. NCBI's taxonomy places the organism in Eukaryota, Metazoa, Arthropoda, Ostracoda, Podocopida, Darwinulidae. The record is from the annotation of a GenBank genome assembly.